GAGCAUAACUGUUUAUAAUGGUUAUAUUAGAUUAGUGUUUGUUAGAGUAUAUUGUUAAUUAAUUGGUAAGAACGAUGGCUUCCUUAGUUGCGGAUUAUGGAACUUCCUCGAGUUCAGAAAGUAGUGGUGAUGAUAUUUCGGAUGGUAUCGAUAACAUUUUUAAGGAUGAAGAAGAAGAGGAUGAUGAAGAGGACGAAAAUAAUGAAAACAAUGAAAUAUGUAAAACAGCUUCCAAAGAAAAACUUCCAUUACCCACUCCAGAUUUUAAUGGCAUACCUACGAUGAAAACUUCAGUCUUCUCAAAUCCAUUUGUUGAAGCAGAAAAAGCAAAGAGUGCAAUUCUUGAGAAACAUGUGAAAAUGACUCCAACUCUUGAUGAUACAAAAAUGAUAAAUGGUAGAAAGAUUUGUUGGAAUUAUAGAAAAGGUAGAUGCAGGUUUGGUCAUAAUUGUACCUUUGCACAUGACUCUGAUUUACAUCGUACAGCAGCUGAAUUAGAAGCAAUUAGAACACCACAGGAAACAGUUAUUUGUCAAACCCAAUAUAAUGGUCAGGUUUCCAUUAAUGAUGAUGAUGAAAUAGAUCAAGAAAAUAAUCAAAUGAAUAGACGCAAGAAAAGGCCAGGAUUAAGUCAGUCUUUAAUACCUAGCAAGAAAGUCUUAAAAAUGUACAAAGCACAACAAACUAAAGCUAUUAGUAGGUAAAUGUAAUUGUGUCAAGUAUACAAAUAAUGUUAACAUAUAGCUAGUUACUCUGAAAUGGAAAUAAUUUGAUUUACAUGCUUUAUAACUCAAAUGAAUUCGUACAAGUGGAAUCGAUUGGAGCAGUGCAUAAAAAUGAUAAUCAAAAAGCAUAAAAUGCUUUGUAAACAAAAAAGCAGUAAAAGUGAUCAAUAAUUUCUAUAACAUAUUAUCAACAAGAAAUUAAGGAAGAAAAAAGAAAAAAAGAGAAAGAAACAGAUGAAACAAAUACAUGCUUCCAAUAAAGUUUUGCAAAAAGUAUGACACAUGCAGGUUAUGCCUAUUUCAAAAUGAAUUGAAAGUUACAUGAUUAUUUAAAUACUACUCAAUAUUUAUAAAAAAGAAAAAAAACUGUUUGUUAUGUAUAUAAAGAAUAGAGUUUAAUUGUAUAAUUAAUACUU
Eufriesea mexicana is the source of this 1141-nucleotide messenger RNA. RefSeq lists its product as uncharacterized. The transcript is spliced from 2 exons. The coding region runs from base 75 to 704 and encodes 209 amino acids. Gene Ontology annotation, molecular function: metal ion binding. The record is from RefSeq and is a predicted model, not a curated record. Lineage: Eukaryota; Metazoa; Arthropoda; Insecta; Hymenoptera; Apidae.